GAAAGAGAAAUCGAAUCAAAAAAAUUUCUUUUAAUUUUCGAGUAUAAAUUUGGCCACGCUUCAAAAUUUCUUUUAUUGUGAAGGAUCGUGCGAAGGGUACUAGAAGGAGUAACGUAAGCUGGAAGAUGGAGGAGUCGAUCGCAUGUUUAGUAUUUGUUUUAUGGCUUCGUUUUGUCGUACCGACGUUCUUAAUACUUAUAAUAAUAUUAUUAGCAUUAGCAGCAAUGGGUGCAUCGUUGGGACUUCGAGAAAGAUAUGUUAAAUUGUUGUUAAAGGUAUUUGAGUAUGGUCAGCGUAAAAUUAAAAAGGCAGAAAUGAGAAAUCAUGGGAUUAAGAUAGAAACAGAGUAUGAUGGUGAAGAUAAACCUGAUUCAUCUAAUUUUCAAAUGAGUAAUGGAUCCAAUACAGUAAUUAGCAGAGAAGGUGUGCAGUUAGUUCCCAAUCCUGAACAAAUGAAAGGCAACAUACCUAGAAAUAGGUCUUUCAACACUUUUCAAACAGAAUUCAAGCUAGAUGAUGCAAUGCAUUUCAUUAAAGCAGGAGUAGAAGCAAUUAUUGAAGAUGAAGUAACCAAAAGAUUUACUGCUGAAGGUGCCUAAGUACUCUUGAUCAGACUGUAAAUAUAUAAACUAAGUUUUACAUAAUUAGAAAAAACUUAGUAAAUUAGAUUUUAAAACAAACUAUACAAAAUAACUUAUAUUUCAUUUAACAGUUUCAAUUAUAUUAAUUUUAACAGCAAAAUGCUAAUUAAAUCAAAACAUAGUAUAUUCAGGCUUGAUUGUAGUUAUAUGUACUUAAGAUUAUCAAAAUAUCCAGCUUUAUAUAUUUGAUAAUCUUUGUAGAUUUGUGUGUGUGUGUGUGUACAUCAGCAUCAUUCUGACAAAUAUAUUAAGACGAGUGCCAUAGAGGGCCUGUGAACAGUCGGCUAUUGUCAGAAUGGUAAUUAACAAGUUUAGUUAUAUAGUCCAAAUUAAUAGAUCUGGAAGUGAAGAUUGGACAGGGUCCAGAUAGCAUAACUGAUAAUGCAUUGAAGGGUUUGUGGAAGAUGUGGCUUUAAGUCCACUGUGGCUUGAUCUUUUCUUCCAGAUUAUUCUAAAUUAUUAAAUUUCACCAAAUUAAUAAUUGUUGUUAGCACAAGAUAGCAGUCUGUUUAAUUUUAAUACAGAAAUGAAUUUGAACUAAAUGUCUAUCCAAUGCAUAGCACAAUGGAAUCUGGCUUUAGAUAUUUGUCUCAUACAUUAACAAUUUUUACUAACCAGAAUGCUUUUAUUGCAUUAUACAUGUACAGAAAAUAGUGAGGACAUUCCUUCUUACAAAUAUUAAUGUUUUUGUAUUAAUCUAAUUAGUUUUCUAGAAAUUUUUAAAUUUUAAUUUGAAUCAGUGUUAGUUUUAAAAAUUACUCUUCAGAGUAAAAAGAGAAGACAAAUAUUAACAUACUAUAAUUUAAAAAGACUAAUAUAGUUAUUUAUCACCUGCAUUUUAUAUUUUCCAUUAUCAACCAGAAAGUGACCGGUUAUGAUCCAAUUUAAUAUUGGUUUAAGAUAAAUUGCCAAACAGAAUUUUCAUGCUAAUUCACUGUAUGAUGAUGUAAAUUUUAAAAUAUUCACAAGAUCACACAAUGAAUUAGCACUAAAUUCAGUUGUGAUACUCUUUUCAUUAAUAACACUAAUACUAAUCUUUCCUGUAAUGAAAAUGGAUUACAGAAAAAUUUAUGGCAUCAUUUAAUCUUUUGUGAAAAUAUUCCAUACGAUUGUGAUAAAAUACUCAUAAAGAAUGGUUUGAUCGUGUUUCUCCCAAUACAAUGAUACGGUUUGUACAUUAUGGCAAUUUUUAGUUAAUGAAUAUUGUAAAAAUUGCUUGUUAAACAAAUUGUUAACAACUUACCAAACAUUGCUGUUAAGUAUAGUGGGUGAUCAGUUAACGAACAUAAUCCGUCCCAAGACAGUGUUUGCUACCUGAAUUGUUCAUUAACUGAUUAUUGAUUUGCCAUAGAUUUUUAAGGGAAUUUGAUUAAUUCAUUCUGGAGACCCCAAAAAAUAAAAAUUUGUAUACUUUCUUAUUUUGUUUGUUUAUAUGUAAUAAUAAAAAUACAUACAUACACAUUCUUGCAUUUUUAUCAGUCAUGUAUUUUUCCGCUUGUGGGGCGUUAAAGAAUCUGUUCAAUGUCAAUUGCUUCUGUGUCUUCAGGAUUUUAAUAACAUUGUUGUAGAGAUCUCCAAGCCUAUAAACCUCAACCUGGUUAGGAUGCCAUUCUAUGACCAUUGUUCUGACAUCAUCCUUCCAUUUCUUCAAAAGAACUUUAAUAGUAGUUAUCAGCAUUGGUCCUCUUUUUUUUUUUUUUUUUGUUUUUGUCUUUCUCUUUUAGAAGAAAAUGCAUCUUGCUGAGUGUAUUCUGUCGUCAGAUCAGUUUCAGGUUCCAUUAUGAGCUGUUAAAUGUUCUUUGUUCCUCAGGUGUGAUUUUCGUUACUCCUUUAGCUGCUUGAAUCUUCUUGAUUAUAUCUUUCUUAGCUAAGAUUGUGCUACUAUAGACCUGUUCAAGCCAUACUACCUAGCAACUGCCCACACACUAUCUUGAUUAUUAAAUGCUCACUUUUAGAAAAUAAUAACUGACACAAAACUUAACAAGUUAACACAACUUAACACAAAACCCAACAGUCUCAUGAAGACUAAAAAAUUCUUUGUCAGAAAUGUAAACAAAAGGCUGAAAUUACAAGGGAGAGUUUCAAAGUUUGAAGGAAUAGUGUUGUCGGGUUCAGCGUCAAUAUUAUCGUCUCCCAUGCUCCGAAAGGUUUCGAAUUGUCAUCUGGAGACAAGGGAAGAUCAAUUAAUAUUUGUUAUUUUACAUUGCUGCUUCUUGUGUUUGUUCUGUGAGGUGUUCACGUGUUUGUUGUCUGAACAUAAAAAUCUUUCGUGAAAGUGUUCCUUUCCAAUUUGUUCAGUCCAAACUGUUUGGUUUUACAAAUACAGUGGGUGAUUGAUUAACAAUCUUUUUGUACAAUAUUUAUCAUUUGUAAGUAUAACUAAAAUUUAUUUAAACUGCUUUUGCACUUUAAAAAAAAGCAACUUCACUUUAUUUAGAGGAAAGAGAUUUGAUUAUAUUACAUAAUAAUAUUUUAAUAUUAUAGUGAUCCAUUUCCAGGCAUGUAAUUGUAAAAGCCUUUUAGAAUACAAUGACUGUUUUAAAACAUUUGUCAAUAUAAACAAAGUUGUAAAAAAUAAAGUAGUU
Messenger RNA from Centruroides sculpturatus (bark scorpion), 3226 nucleotides. RefSeq names its product glycerol-3-phosphate acyltransferase 3-like. The transcript has 4 exons. Bases 126 to 599 code for a protein of 157 amino acids. NCBI's taxonomy places the organism in Eukaryota, Metazoa, Arthropoda, Arachnida, Scorpiones, Buthidae. The record is from RefSeq and is a predicted model, not a curated record.